UUUUAUUCCUUCUUUAUUUCGAGGUCUCCCUAUAAUUGCUAUUUUACUCAGCAGAAUUUAAACUUUAAAAUAUUUAAAGAUUAUCAGUAUAUCAUUUUGAGGAAAAGAGAAAGUGUCUUCAAAGACUGCCGUUCCUUCAAAAACAAGCUACAAUUAGUUUCUGUCUUAAAUUCAUUAUAGUUUUUGUAUCUGUAAUUUUAAUUUCUCCUUUAUAUUUUCUUCUUAAAUGUGAAUCUUGGUGGCCAGUUUGUUUCCAGUCCUCCUGCUCAAGUCAUUCCUGCUCCUCAUCUCUGCUGCCAUGCUGUGUCAUGUGCUGCUUUGUGCCACUCUGCUCCUCCUGACUCCCCUGGAGAUCACGGAGGCUCGUGCUCUGCACCCUUCUCCGGAUGCUGUGCAGUUUAUGGAGCAGUUUCUAGAGCGCUAUAAUGACCUUUUGACCCUGGACGACCUGGAAAACCUGUUGAACAGCCAACCAGAGGAGCAAUCCACCUUGUCGUCUGGGGUCAAAGCUGCCGAGUACCCCAAAUGGGCUGAUGUACAAACACAGCCUGAGACCCCUUGGCUUCGUCUGCUGAAGGGGGCCCUGGCCAAUCAGAAGCGAGCAGAGCCGGACCGCUCACGGAGGGGAUGGAACCGGGGAUGCUUUGGCCUGAAACUGGAUCGGAUCGGGUCCAUGAGCGGACUGGGCUGUUAG
Scomber japonicus (chub mackerel) is the source of this 694-nucleotide messenger RNA. It is a transcript of the gene nppcl, whose product is annotated as natriuretic peptide C-like. The coding region runs from base 299 to 694 and encodes 131 amino acids. Lineage: Eukaryota; Metazoa; Chordata; Actinopteri; Scombriformes; Scombridae. Gene Ontology annotation, molecular function: hormone activity; hormone receptor binding. Gene Ontology annotation, biological process: receptor guanylyl cyclase signaling pathway; cGMP biosynthetic process. The transcript is spliced from 2 exons. The record is from RefSeq and is a predicted model, not a curated record. Gene Ontology annotation, cellular component: extracellular region.